CGACCCGCGUGAGGAGAAGUGCUACAGAAAUUAGAUGGCUGGAUUAUUAUUAUGAUUAUGAAACUUUGAAUGCUUUUAAUGUGAAAAUUGGUAGCGGAAGGGGUCGUGCGAAGGAGGGGGCGGGGCCUCGCGACUUCGGAAGUGUUCGGAAACGUUCGGCUCCACUCGCGUGUUUUCCUCCCACGCAGCAAAAAGCUGCUCGGCGACGCGCGGGCGCCCACAACUCGGACCGAGCGACUCGAGCGGACGCUGCGGAAAACGGAAACGCAGCCCUCGUACGCUUCCGGCGGAAGCGGAGGAAGCGAAAGCGGAAGGAACCAUGUACCAGAUCCAGGACAGCUGCUGCGCGGCCUCGUGGCGUCGGCGCGCUCGCUCCCUGACGACUCCGACCGAAUCCCUGGAGGACGAGUUUGUGAAAGCCAAGGCGGCUGUGGAGUCAGACACGCAGUUUUGGGACAAGAUGCAGGCCGAGUGGGAGGAGCUCGCUCGCAGGAAGUGGCUGGAGAAAGAGGAGGAGGAGGGCGAGAGGCUGACUCCGCCCACCGCCUCACCUGUGGGGAAGGGUUACACGUUCAGCAGCGACAACCCGUUCGCGGACUGCUGCGGCGCCUUCGCCGAAGCCCAGGAAAAGGUCGGCGAGGGCGACCUGAACAGCGCUGUGCUGCUGUUGGAGGCGGCCGUCUUGCAGGACCCGCACGACUCGGAGGCGUGGCAGGUCCUGGGGACGACGCAGGCCGAGAACGAGAACGAGCGGGCCGCCGUGGCGUCGCUGCAGAGGUGCCUGGAACUGCGCCCUGAUGACCUUCGGGCUCUGAUGGCGCUGGCGGUGAGCUUCACCAACAGCGGCCUGCCUCGCCAUGCCUGCGGCGCCCUCUACAGGUGGAUGGGACACAACCGGCGCUACCGACACCUCCUCGGACCGCUGGCCGCCACGCCUCCCGACGCCGCGCCCGACAGUUUGUGUGCGCAGGAAGUGGUGCCGCUGUUCCAGGAGGCGGCCCGUCUGAACGCGGACCGCGUGGAUCCAGAACUCCAGAACGGCCUCGGCGUUCUCUUCAACCUGACGGGCGACUUCAGCGAGGCGGAGCGAGCGUUCAGCGCCGCGCUGUCCGUCACGCCCCAGGACUACCUCCUGUGGAACCGAUUGGGCGCCACGCUGGCCAACGGGUGUCGUAGUUUGGAUGCGGUCGGCGCAUACGCCAAAGCGCUGCAGCUGCAGCCGGGAUUCAUACGAUGCCGAUACAACCUCGGAGUCAGCUACUUGCACCUGGGUGCGCACAGGGAGGCCGCGACCAACUUCCUGACGGCGCUGAAGCAGCAGCGGCGAAGCGAGAGCGGCAGUCGAAAUCCGAACCGGAUGUCGGCCAGCGUCUGGGCCGCCUUACGGUUGGCGGUCUCUGCGAUGGACCCGCCGGAACUGGUCCAGGCCGCCGACGCCGAGGACUUGGACCGGCUCACGGUGGCCUUCGACAUGGCCGAUGACGACUUUCCUGAUUGAUGAUGGUGAUGGUGAUGAUGGACUGAUCUCACUUCCCAAAACACGCAAGCAGGAAAUCCAAGUUUGGACCAAAGACCACAGCACCACACUGUCGACACUUCCUGUUAACACUCAGCACUUCCUGUUUCCACUCUGCACUUCCUGUUACCACACGUCAACACUUCCUGUCAUAGAUAUGAAUGGCUAUGUAGAUAUGGCAGCGCAAAGAAGCAGCCCGGCUAAGCGGCGGCCAUGUCGGGGAGAUGGACGUUUGUUCAGAGAUCGACGUUCCCGUAGAAGGCAAUUCGGGUCACUCAAACUAAGUCGGAACUCGCUUAUUCCUCAAUCGAUUUUCACGA
Molecule: messenger RNA, 1836 nt
Organism: Phyllopteryx taeniolatus (common seadragon)
Lineage: Eukaryota; Metazoa; Chordata; Actinopteri; Syngnathiformes; Syngnathidae
Gene: pex5lb
Product: peroxisomal biogenesis factor 5-like b
Exons: 9
Coding region: 320-1498 (392 amino acids)
Biological process (GO): protein import into peroxisome matrix, docking
Cellular component (GO): cytosol; peroxisomal membrane
Molecular function (GO): protein binding
Source: RefSeq, a predicted model, not a curated record